AUGGCCUCCACACCAAGCCACUUUGGUGGGCAGACUCCAAACGGAAAUCCCACAGCCAGUAAAAGGACCGCUGUUCAAGCAUCGUUGGAAGUAGGACCAGACGGGAAAAAGCCCAAGUUCCAUGGCUGCUCCAAAAUCUCGAAUUAUAUCAUGAUGUCCAAGCUUGGAGAGGGAACCUUCGGAGAAGUACACAAAGCCGAAUCGCGCGUCACCGGACAGAUUGUGGCAAUGAAAAAGAUUCUGAUGCACAACGAGAAGGAUGGUUUUCCAAUCACUGCGAUCCGAGAGAUAAAGCUACUGAAGAUGCUGUCUCAUCCCAAUAUCUUGAAGCUGGAAGAGAUGGCUAUUGAGCGAAUAAAAGGAGAAGGGCGGAAAAAAGCGAUAAUGUACAUGGUCACCCCGUAUAUGGAUCAUGACUUGUCCGGCCUCCUCGAAAACCCUUCAGUACAGUUCACCGAGCCUCAGAUCAAAUGCUACAUGAUACAGUUGCUCGAGGGAGUCGCUUACUUGCACACGAGCAAAAUACUGCAUCGCGAUAUGAAGGCUGCUAAUCUCCUCAUCAACAAUCACGGCGUACUUCAGAUUGCCGAUUUCGGUCUGGCUAGACCUUACGACGAUCCUCCGCCGCAAAGAGGAAAGGGCGGUGGCGAAGCUACGAGAGACUAUACUACGCUUGUGGUCACUCGCUGGUACAGACCUCCCGAACUACUUCUUACAUUGCGCAAAUAUACUUCAGCUAUAGACAUGUGGGGUGUGGGUUGCGUCUUUGGAGAGAUGUUCAAAGGGAGACCCAUCCUCCAAGGAAAUACCGACCUCAACCAGAUACAUUUAAUCUUCGAUCUAAUGGGAUCACCGAACGAAGAAAACAUGCCUGGAUGGAGUACUUUACUCGGCUGUGAGGGAGUCAAAUCCUUUCCACAACGAAAGAGCACCCUCUCGCAAACCUUUCGAGAGCAGGGACCUUCGUUCAUCUCUCUGUUAGGGGAGCUGCUGAAGCUUGACUGGCGCAAGCGCGUCAACGCCAUCGACGCUCUUGAACAUCCGUAUUUUAAAAACCCUCCGCUUCCAGCCAAGCCUGGCGAGAUUCCUCAAUUCCAAGAAUCACACGAAUUAGACCGAAAAAAGUUUCGCGAGCAGAAAGCCAAUCUCCCUCCAGCACCAGCUGGUGGUACUGUCGGGAUGGGUCCGGAUGGGGACUUUGUCAACGCUGCUGGUCAUUUGAAUCAUAAUGGUCAGUACCGAUCUCGCGGAGGCCUCGGAGCAUACUCGAACGAGCAGCAAGCAUAUCCACCUAGGCAUACUGGCUACGACAAUCGACAGCAUGGUCUGCAGCGAGAAUUCAGAGGGCCACCUCCACCUCCGGGACCUCCGCCACCGCAAAGUCGACGUCCGGCUUGGCCUCCAGAAGCGAAUGGGUUACCGCCAAGACCCCCCACCUCCAAUAAAUCCCGUAUGGGGAGGCCAGGUUCACCGAGGAAGUGUUCCGCGUGA
This is a messenger RNA of Letharia columbiana, 1491 nucleotides long. RefSeq lists its product as uncharacterized. Gene Ontology annotation, biological process: protein phosphorylation. Gene Ontology annotation, molecular function: cyclin-dependent protein serine/threonine kinase activity; ATP binding. The transcript has a single exon. NCBI's taxonomy places the organism in Eukaryota, Fungi, Ascomycota, Lecanoromycetes, Lecanorales, Parmeliaceae. The record is from RefSeq and is a predicted model, not a curated record. The coding region runs from base 1 to 1491 and encodes 496 amino acids. Gene Ontology annotation, cellular component: nucleus.